UGCCUCUACAAACCAAUGGGUGAUGCUCAGGUCAAGCAGUCGCCCAAUGAGAUUGUCCCCUGGGCAGGGUUUUUCCGUAGCGGGUUCGCCCCUUCCCAGGCUCUUCGAGUUGGUUCCAAUGAGAAGACGGGGAGAAUGGAUGGCAACGAUUACGGAGGCUAUGGCUCCUGGAGUACGGCUGCCGGCGUGAGCAGUGCCGAGGUCGGUGCCUCAGGUUACGAGGGCUACGACUACUUCAACGCGCAGUCUGCAGGAGCCGCUGGCCCCCCCCAGCCCACGGACUCCUACGGCUACGGCGGCUCCUGGGAGGCUCCCCAGGCCGAGUCCGUCCCGGGCUCCGUGAGCACCGGAGAGGGGGACGGGAGCCAUGGCGUCUCCGAGGGGUCCACGCCCAAGACGCCCAAGCGCAAGAAAGAGAACCCCGACUCCCUCAUCGCCAAGAUCAACCAGCGGCUCGACCUGAUGUCCCGGGAGGGGUGCGAGGGCGACGGCGAUCAGAGGUGAGGCCCGCCGCUGCCUGGGCACUCUGCUGCUCUACAGCCCCUGGUCCUGCGUUUGCUUCUGCAUGGGGGCACCGUCUGUGUGGAGUCUGCGCGUUGUCUCCCUCUGGCUGCUCCCGUUUACUCCUGCGGAAGCGCUGACUGAGGCAUCUGCGGUCUUCGCUCUGCCCCUGGUGCGCCCCUUGCUGGACGGGCGUCCCGUCCGGGGUCUUGACCCUCCUUGUGCCCGGUACCUGCCGGAUGAGGCUCUGGCUCACUGUCUGAGGUGGCUAUGCCUGAAACCGGAUGCACGGGUGAGAGGUGCCAGUCGGGCACGCCGCCCCCCGUGAACCCGUUGCCUUCAGGCACACAGCGGGCUCAUCUCGCCUUGCCG
This is a messenger RNA of Lepisosteus oculatus (spotted gar), 873 nucleotides long. NCBI's taxonomy places the organism in Eukaryota, Metazoa, Chordata, Actinopteri, Semionotiformes, Lepisosteidae. The record is from RefSeq and is a predicted model, not a curated record.